AUUAUCCAUAUCUAUAGUUUUCCCUCAUAAUCUUCUAAAGAAAUAACAAUGUCGCCGGGCCCUGUGGUUGAAGCCUCCCAUUCUGAAACUUAGCAAGUUCCUUCUACUGAGGAGGAACCCAAGAAGCAGCCCCAGAGCGAGGAGGAGGGUGUUGUUGAGGACGUCAAGGAAGAUGAUGACGACGACGAUGAGGAUGACGACGAUGAUGAUAAGGAAGACGGUGCCCAAGGUGCCGAUGGAAGUUCGAAGCAAAGCAGGAGUGAGAAGAAGAAAGAGUACGAAAGCGAUGUUGAAGUUGGGAAUGAAGCCUGUUACUGGUGUAAGCAGGGUCACCAUAAAGAGAGCCAAAAAUAUUCUGUUUUUCAUCUCGAAACCCGAUGUUUUCAAGAGUCCGAAUUCGGAGACUUAUGUCAUCUUUGGUGAGGCUAAGAUAGAGGAUCUGAGCUCGCAGUUACAGACACAAGCUGCUCAGAAAUUCAAGAUGCCUGAAAUGCCAUCUGUGAUGGCAAAACCCGACACAUCUGCUUCAACUGCUGGUGCACCCGCCGAUAAGAAAGAGGAAGAGGAAGAGGAAGAAAUUGAUGAGACUGGGGUUGAGCCUAGGGACAUUGAGUUGGUCAUGACACAGGCCGGGGUGUCAAGGAGCAAGGCCGUCAAGGCUCUCAAGACACACGACGGGGACAUUGUCAGCGCUAUCAUGGAGCUCACCACUUAGUUGGACUCCAUGUUUUUCUUAUCUUCCGCUAUCGCUUACGGCCAAUGAAUUCCGAUUAGUUCUGGUAAUUAUUAUCAACGAUCGAAGACAAUUUUGACAGAAUUCAUAUGCAAUAACAAUGUUUUUUGUUCUCUUGAAAUAAA
This is a messenger RNA of Hibiscus syriacus, 858 nucleotides long. Its product is annotated as nascent polypeptide-associated complex subunit alpha-like protein 2. Gene Ontology annotation, cellular component: nascent polypeptide-associated complex; cytoplasm. Bases 173 to 715 code for a protein of 180 amino acids. Gene Ontology annotation, biological process: protein targeting to membrane. The transcript has 4 exons. The record is from RefSeq and is a predicted model, not a curated record. Lineage: Eukaryota; Viridiplantae; Streptophyta; Magnoliopsida; Malvales; Malvaceae.